This is a messenger RNA of Numida meleagris (helmeted guineafowl), 9833 nucleotides long. It is a transcript of the gene PPARA, whose product is annotated as peroxisome proliferator activated receptor alpha. The record is from RefSeq and is a predicted model, not a curated record. Gene Ontology annotation, molecular function: nuclear receptor activity; zinc ion binding; RNA polymerase II cis-regulatory region sequence-specific DNA binding. Gene Ontology annotation, cellular component: nucleus. Gene Ontology annotation, biological process: cell differentiation; positive regulation of transcription by RNA polymerase II; hormone-mediated signaling pathway. NCBI's taxonomy places the organism in Eukaryota, Metazoa, Chordata, Aves, Galliformes, Numididae. The transcript has 8 exons. The coding region runs from base 1535 to 2941 and encodes 468 amino acids.
CGCGGGGCGGGGGCGCGGGCUGGUGCUGCUGAUGGCGUGGCCUUCCCUUUCCUGUCCGAUCUCCUUGUGCUUUGCUAUAUUGUACAUUACCGUCGCGUUCCGCCAGCCGAGGCAGGGAGCUGCUGAAGAGGAGAUGCUGUAGGUGCCGGUGGCCGAGGGACAAGCGAGGGCCGGCCCUGAGUGGGGCUGAGGAGUAGGCGGAGGGCAGCGUUAAGGGCUGUGUGGACACGUCGGGUGCCGGGGAGCAAUCGGGAUAGCUCUGGUCGGAAGGGGCCGUAGGGAUACCUGGUUCCAGCGUCUUGUCACGCCAGGUGUUGCCUUGCCGCUGCCUAGCCGCUGAGUAGCAGGUGUGAAUUGUCCGUAAGCGGUGCGGGACAGAGGCAGGGCACUGGCUGCUGCCUGCAGGCCGCUCCGACCGGGCGAGCCGCGCUCCGCCCGAGCGGUUGGCAGCGGGAGUCUCGUAUCGCGGUGAGGAGGGUCUGAGAUUGCUCCCCGCGACGUCUGCCGUCUAACUGAACGGCUGCUGCGGGGCCGUCUUGCCCGCUGGCUGGCACCAAGCAGAAAAACUGCACUCAGAGAGUCACGGGAGGGAGUGCUGCGGGGGCUUGCCUGGUGCUUUCACAUUAAGAUCGGGGUGGUCUCACUGGCACGAGUAGAUGCUGUGAGCUCCCAGAUGGAAGCAGAAUGAGUACGGGCUUUGGCAGCCAGGGUCAUCCAAACUGAUAUCAUUUGGCAGUUUGGCUUCAGGUGUCUUAGUAGUACUGCACAAAGAUGUUGCACAAGUUUUGCUGGGAAGGAAAGACUUGAUCCAGUAGUCCUUGUACUAUAGAACACCUGCAAACUUUUCUGUUUGUAUCUCACACUAAUUGUUUUGCUGAAAUUUGCGUGGUCUUUGCAGGUAGUAAAGUGAGAAGCCAUAAGAAUGCUCCCUUGAUAAAUUUUGAAUUGCUGUCUUAAUGCUGAGGAUACCUGGCUGUGUGCUGAGAUUGAGGGCAGAGGUGGUUCAUGUGAUGUGGUCACAUGCUGCUCAAAGCUAAACCAGCAUUGUAACUUUUGUUCUCUGGCAUGAGCUGUCCAGCCAGCAGCCCUGAACUCUUAGUUGCUUUUCAUGGCAACUUUUUGGUUUUCAUGAAGCACAAUGUGUGUUUUCGGAAGGAUGAGUGCCUGCGCAGACCUUAUCAGGGGUUUGUACAACCACGUAACUAGCACGCUCUCUUGCUUUUCCCAUGUUUGGAAGGAGCACUUGACACAGGCCAAAAAAAGUUCUUAUCAAUCCGCUGAUGCCAUGUAUUGACUCUCAUCCAGUAUGGUCAGGCAAUCCUGUAUGUCCUGAAAAACUGCCAUUUUUCUCACCUGCAGUUCAGGAAAGAAUAUCAGCAGUUUUGUUUUUUUUUAAUGAAGAGCCACUUGUUAUUGCCAGUGUGCAAAUGAAAUGGAAAGGGAACAGAUUAUGGAAAGCGGCUUCUGUUUCAACCUUGCAAGAUGCUGCGUGAAGUGCAUAAGGAAGUUUAAGUGACCGCUCUACUAGACCAAAAUGGUGGACACUGAAAACCAGCUCUAUCCACUUACUCCCCUGGAAGAGGAUGAUAUAGGUAGUCCUUUAUCUGGAGAGUUUCUACAGGAUAUGGAGAACAUUCAAGACAUUUCUCAGUCUCUAGGUGAUGAUAGCUCUGGAGCUUUAAGUUUAACAGAGUUCCAGUCAGUGGGAAAUGGUCCAGGAUCUGAUGGAUCAGUUAUAACAGACACCCUUUCACCAGCAUCCAGUCCUUCAUCCAUUAAUUUUGCCACAGCUCCAGGUAGCAUAGAUGAAUCACCCAGUGGAGCAUUAAACAUUGAAUGUAGAAUUUGUGGGGAUAAAGCCUCAGGCUACCAUUACGGAGUACAUGCUUGUGAAGGUUGUAAGGGUUUUUUUAGGAGAACAAUCCGAUUAAAACUCAUCUAUGAUAAAUGUGAUCGCAAUUGCAAAAUUCAGAAAAAAAAUCGUAAUAAGUGCCAAUACUGUCGUUUUCAAAAGUGCCUUUCAGUUGGAAUGUCACAUAAUGCAAUACGUUUUGGACGAAUGCCAAGGUCUGAGAAGGCCAAGUUGAAAGCAGAAAUUCUAACAGGUGAAAAUUAUAUAGAAGAUUCAGAAAUGGCAGAUCUUAAAUCACUUGCCAAAAGAAUUCAUGACGCUUACCUGAAAAACUUCAAUAUGAACAAGGUUAAAGCCAGAGUCAUCCUUGCAGGGAAAACUAACAACAAUCCACCAUUUGUUAUACAUGAUAUGGACACCUUGUGCAUGGCAGAGAAGACGCUGGUAGCAAAAUUGGUUGCCAAUGGAAUUCAGAAUAAGGAAGCUGAAGUUCGAAUCUUUCACUGCUGCCAGUGUACAUCUGUAGAGACUGUCACAGAACUUACUGAAUUUGCUAAAUCUAUCCCUGGCUUCUCCAAUCUUGACUUGAAUGACCAAGUGACACUGUUGAAAUACGGAGUUUAUGAAGCCAUCUUUGCCAUGUUAGCAUCUGUAAUGAACAAAGAUGGGAUGCUGGUAGCCUAUGGAAAUGGUUUUAUAACCCGAGAGUUCCUGAAAAGUCUGAGAAAGCCAUUCUGUGAUAUAAUGGAGCCAAAAUUUGAUUUUGCGAUGAAAUUCAAUGCACUGGAAUUGGAUGAUAGUGAUAUAUCACUUUUUGUCGCUGCCAUCAUUUGCUGUGGAGAUCGUCCUGGUCUUGUAAAUGUAGGACACAUUGAAAAAAUGCAGGAGAGCAUUGUGCAUGUACUGAAACUCCACUUGCAAACCAACCAUCCUGAUGAUAUCUUCCUCUUCCCGAAACUUCUCCAAAAAAUGGCUGACCUCCGUCAACUUGUCACAGAGCAUGCUCAGCUUGUUCAGAUAAUCAAGAAGACUGAAUCUGAUGCACAUUUACACCCUUUACUGCAGGAAAUCUACAGGGACAUGUAUUAAGGAUUUUUAGUAUUUUUUCCACAACAGUGAAAGACAACAGCAAUAUUAAUAAUAGAUGGGAGCAAAAUCACUUGCACAGCUGUCAACUGUUCACUCAGUUCGGAGCGUGAAAAAUUUAAAAGCUAAGUACCUGGAGUGCUACAGUUCUUUUGGUUUGAGUUCUUCUGUCUUCUUUUGAAUGAGCUCUGCAGAAAAAUACUGAUUGUAAUGCUCAUGAAGCGCCUUAAAGCAGUUCUUUUAUUUGGAAAUCUGAAGAUUGUUAAAGAAUAUGUACUUGUAUAAUAAAUCAGAGUGUUAAGUAACAGAAAUGAAAAGAAAAAUGAAUUUCCUCUUGGCUUAGUCAUGUUAGAGUUACAAUAACAAAUUCAGCAAAUUUUCUCCAGCCAUAUACACCGUCAUAAAAAUUACACAUUCUUGGUUGAUGGUAAUUACUGAGAAACAACUAAUAUUUUUUUCUUAGAGGCAAUCAGCCUAGGUUUAUUGCAUGAUUGGAUAUUACUGUACAUACAGAUAUAAAAAAUUUGAAAGACCUUUCUCAUGCCAUUGCUUGAAAUCCAUGAAGCACAGUACAACUUCAUAAAGCAUGGCACUGGUAUACUUUAGGAUUAGCACAUUGAAAAGACAAUACUUCCAAGAAAUGAAAUAAAAUCCUAAGUGUUAUCUAAAAUACAGCAGAUAUUACUCAUUCAGAUGCUUCUUGAAGAGUAAAAGUGCUAAGUCAUGGAACCCUUGUUUGGAAAGGAAAUACAAAAAGGUCCCUGACGCAAAACGCAUCUAACUAUGUGUAGGCUGGAGAACUUGCAAUAGCUCAAGAUGCAGUUUUGACUUAAAAAUACAGCUUUGAAUUAGCCAGAGUUCUGGACAGAAAAAUCUGAUCCUAGUCCAGAAAAAAAAAAAAAAAAAAUUCAACUGUACAGUAUUCUAGUGCAGUGAUAGCUUACUCUAAAGAAAUGAUUACAUAGGAAAGGCACCUUCCUUCUUGUCCUGUGUUUUGGCAGUAUAGAGUUAAUUGAACUUGUUUAUUUUUCAUAUGAGUACACUUUUUUUUUCAAUUACCCAUUCAGAUAUAUUACUAAUCUUUCAUAGACCUUGCCUAAACAAGUAAUAGCUGGAUUAUUUUACCAAAUUUUGUCCUUGUCAUCAAAACCAUAGUGGAUAAAGUGACAAUAUUGCCAAGAAAAUGGAGUUUGUCAAUUGUGUAAUGUUAUGAAAGAGAGCAUAAGUGAGAGUAAGUUUAUCAUGCAGCUGAGGGUUUUACAAUAGUACUUACUCCUGAUGCAAAGUAAGCUACAAGGAAACCACUUCCUUAUGGUAUUUUGCAGGGUCCCUUACUGAGACUAAUGCAUAAAAUGUGAAAGCACAUGCUAGUUGCAUGCAAGGCACUGUGCUAGUUCUUUUUCUUGUCAUUUUUUAACCUGGUAAUUUCAUUUUGUUAUUUCUGUAUUUUACUAUCUGUUUCAUAACAAAGGUUUCAGGAGCCAGUCUUAACAUUUUCACAACAGGCUUUCAGUGCCACAGGACAACACAUUCUCCUUGUUUUGCUGUAGCUUGUUUGGAAACAUCAGAAUCUUAAACCUUUUCUGAAUGAACUAAGAUGGAUAAAGUGAGAACAUCAUGUAUUGAUACUUACUUAGUUACAUCUGUUUUUCACAGGCCCACUGGCAUGGCUAGGCACUGAAUAAAUUACUGGUUUAACAGCAAUUUGGUAUUUUUCUAGAUGAUGGCUGUUAUCAGAAGUUUUAGUGUGAAAUACUAAAGCACCAUCCUCAAAUUUGGUGACUAUCUAGGGCAAGAUAGAAGAAUUAGAUACAUACACAUAAAACUCCCUCCUUUGCCUUCCCUGUCAGUUACAUUCUUCUCCCUACAGCUGGGGUGAGUAGGUAUUAUGUUACAGCUCCUUCAAACACUUGAGUAAGAGAAGAUUGUUGGUCUUACCGGGAAACAGUGGACGAGAAACAGGUUUUCUUCUGUGUCUUGCAAAGGUACAUAGUAUGCCCUCAGAAAUAACAAGAUUUUAUCAGCGAUGCUGCUCGAUUCUUCAAGUCAGCCUUGUCUCUCUAUGAAACGGUGGGUUUUGGGCAUAAGACAGUCAGCACUGAGGUAUUUGAUAAGCAAUAUUGCUUACUCAAGGAAGUUGUAAAAAUCUCACAAUGGCAUGCUGGGGAUCUAUACACUUUGCAUCCACCCAUAGGAAGUGUGCAGUGCUUAGCACCAUGGAGCCGAUGGCAGUGGAAAUUCUAAUGCUGGAGACUCUAACAGCCAGCUGGUUUAUCUUCUGAAGAAGUGUAAGCUGCGUUUUCCCCAAAGCGCAGUCAUGUGCAAAAUGCAAAUUUGAAAGUUCUGUUCCAUUACUUGCACAGAAGUUUCUCAGAAAAAAAAAGGAAAAAAAAAAAAAGAAAAAAAUCACUGUGGAGAAAAUAUAUUUUCCCUGGUAUUGUUUCCAAAAGUGGCUAAUACACUUUUUACUGAAACUGAAAAGUUUCAUAAUAAAAACAUACAUUUGGCAAAAUCAUAAAGAUUUAAAACAGCAUUCUAUCUAUAUUAGAAGCUUAUUUGUAACAGGAUCCCAUUAUAGACAUUGGGAAAGUGUGUUAUUUGCAUUUUUUCCCAUUUCAGGUGCUUUUUUUUUUUAAAUAACAAAAGAAAAUGCAAGCAUUUUUUGAGUAAUCCCUUUGGACACCAGCAUUUGAUUUCUAUUUUAAAUUAAACUGCAGACCUUUAAAUGUAUGGAAAAGACACGUCUGUGAGUUACAGAAAUAUGAACAAGAUGUUAAUGUAGCAAAAAAUUCAGGAUAAAUUCCACUGUCUAGAGGUUUGCACUGUACAUGUACCCACAGACUGCUUCUGUGGAGAUAUUCAAGGCUCACCUGGACGCUUUUCUGUGCAGCCUGGUCUAGUGAACCUGCUUUAGCAGAGGGGUUGUACUUGAUGAUCUCCAGAGGUCCUUCCAACCCCUACGAUUCUGCAAUUCUGUGUGAUCUUCAAAGAAUGGAACAGAGCAGACAGUUCACUUGUGUAAGUGUGCAAAAAGAAGUUCUAAAUUUAGAUCUUACACUUCUAAAAAGUAACAUCAGAGACUUCUUCUGUGGAUGACUAAAAUAGGUAUUUCCCACUUAGAUGUCAAAAUUACUCAAUUUAUGUUCAUUUUCAAGAAGUUUGGAGUCUGACAAGUUUUAGGUAUAUUACUGAGGAGCCUUCAGCAUCUCCACAUUGAAGAGAUCAUUUAAUAUUUUAAAAUAUUCAAUUUAUGGAGGGAAAUAAAGCUAUCAGAUUUCAGGAUAAAGAUUUAUUAAAGGCUUACUAGUUUGUUACGUAUAAUUUUGAUCGGAUUCUUAUCUACACUAGCUCAUUUUAAUGUGAUAGCAUUGAAGAACCCUAGAUAGGGAUCAGGUACCCAUAAUGAGCUUACAACCAGAGACAACAGGUGGAUAGGGAUUCUAAGGAACAAUGGUACAAUUUAGGAUUUCAACAAACCUACGACCUAUUCACUUUGGAGGGUUUUUUUGUUUCUUUGUUUUUGAUUUAUUGGUAAGCCAUAGGUACUGUAAUAGCAGGGGAAAAAAAGCAAAAAAAAAAAAAAAAAAAGGAAGUUUUUGUUUCAAAUAAUUAGGAGUACUCAUUUUCCAACUCUACAAUAUAUUGUUUAAAGGUGUACUAUUCUCUGUUUAACAGUGCACAGCUGUCUUAAAAAAAACAACUUUGCAUUGUACUUUAUAAAUUUCAGAAAUCCACUUUUAUUUUAAACACAAAUUGACUGUCAAUAGAUAGGAAUGUUCUCCACUUACAGAAAUUGAAUCUUUCUUGGCAUUUAAAGAAGUGUUCUUACUUUGUCAUUUCCAUGUGCCUUUGUGCUUUGGUUCUAGCCAGCUGCUAGGAAGCUGAAGUGUUGCCAAAGAGCAUAUUUUAGCUUUAUUUCUGGCCUGCACAGAUUUAGGAAAUACCAGCAGUUGCACUAAGUCUGUUCUCAUGAGAGAGCUAGCACAAGUUUGUAAAUCAAAGAGCUUAUAAUAAGCAUCUAAACAUUUGUUUGUUUAUUCAAACUGCUAAAGCUUUGGAGAGUUAUUCAUCACAGGAGCUGGGUCACGCACUAGUAAAUUGAAAUUUCCUCCUUAUUUCUAAUGGAAAGCCUGGACAACUUGCGUACCAUGUCAGACAAAGAAAUUGGAGAUUGCGCUGUAGCUGCUUCUACUGUGUCUAAAGAGAAACAAUUUCAGCUUUGUCUCUCCUUAAAAGCACCCAUGUUACUUAGUUGAAAAUCUGCAACUGCCUUUAACAAAUGCAUUUGCAGCUGUUGUGUUAUUACUUAAGCAUAAGAUCUUAUAAAUAUUGGACCUUCACUGAAAACCCUAAUCCCUUAGUAGGUGUCAAAAUGUAAGUAUAAUAUGGUAUCUCGUACUUGCUUAUAUCUCAAGUGCUUUCUUGAUAAUAAGUUGCAUAUAUAUUUUUUAAUCUACAGUUAAUUAUCUCUGCUAUCCUCUUACUAGAGAUUUAAAUUAUAUGUGAGUUUGAUCUGAGAGUAUCAAUCAUAUGUACUAUGGAAUUUUUAAAUUUAAUUUAAUGUAAUACCAUUUCUUCAUGUUUCAAUUUGUAAAAUAUCAGAAUAUAAUUGCAAGGUAUAAACUUUCACUAAAUUAUAUUACACGGGUGCUUUAAGAAAAAUAUGUAAAUUAUUUAAUUUAAAUACUUGUUUCUUACUUUAUCUUGUAAAGCCUUUUGUACAGUGAGGAAAGAUUUACUUUUAUGGGUAAGGGUGGUGGGCCUUAGGUCAAAGACAAGCAUCUAUUUAUUCCUGUGUGGGCUUUAUUCCUAUCACAAAUUCCGCAUCUUGUCAACGUUUGGCAUUGACAACUGUCACCAAAUUUCAAAUUGUACUUUCACAUAGAACAUAGACUUCCCUAAAGUAACUCUAGGUUAGGAAGAAAUGUAACCUACAGCUACUUCUUUUCUGAAUUUCUUAGGCAGCAAUGAAAAAAAAAACUUUAAAAGGUACUGAUAUGUCACUUUAUGCUGUAAAUAUGUCAUAUAAAUGCAUUGUUAACUAAACCCAUCCUAGGCAAAGACAUUCCUCUUCUGUUUUCCCUAAUGUGCUCACAGUUUUUUAAAACUUUUUCAGCUUCUGAAGCCUUUUUUUCCCCUUAAUCUUCUUGAUUGAUUGCAUCAGUGUUAUCUUGUCAGAUUCCACUGCAAUGUCGUUUCAAAACUGAAUUUCUACUGCAAGAACCUCUAUUUCAGCUGAGCUGCCUCUGCCCGUGGGAUAGGCUACGGGCACAAAAGAGAUUAAUCUCCCUACGGGCUGGGCCUUAAAUAUGGACUGGACUGCAAGAGCAGACAUAAGGUACUUAAAAGCCAUUUAAGUAUUUUGGUAUGUUUUCUCAGGUUGGGUAUGCAUGAACAGUAAUUGCUACUAUGGAAAAACAACAACAAAAGCAGCAUGACCAAUGCAAAGUUUUAUGGCAUUCUUUAUCCCUGAAAGAAAAGAAACGGUGGUGAAAAAUAUUAGCCAACCAAAACACUAGCACACUCUCCUCCUACUGCGUAGGAGCACAGUAUAAACAUUCAGAAUCUCUUUUGUGAUGUGUAACCGGAAUUGGAAGAUUAGCAAAACUGCUGGGUGAUUCAUAUGCAAGUUGCCACACAUAGAGCCGUUCACAUCCAGGCUUCGCUACCUCAGGCACACCUGCAUGCUACAGGAAUGUUUUGCUGCCCAGCGGCUGGUGUAGGAGUUGCCUUCACUGAGACGAGUGGUUUUGCCCUAUCAGUCCUGCAGCACUCUUUGGAGCUGCUGGGGAUGAGCAGGCGCUCACCACCAGAUCCACUCAGCAGCUGUGCUGUUAUGUCUGCUGACACAUCACACAGAGAAUGGGAAGAGGCUGCUCCUAAUGAAAUCCUUCACCCCGCUCCGUGCAGGAAUGGCUCCUGUGGAGUGGGCUGGGAAUGGGAGGCCAUGGCUCCCUCUCAGUGGCCACAAAUAUUUUCUUCUGGUGGAAGUGGAAGAACAUUUAUGGCUUCCUUAGUAAUAACAAAGCUAAUCUAAGUUUGAAUAGUGCAGAUUUUAAGAAGAACAGCCCGUUGCUGUUUGACAUCUAUGGUAUCAGCUUCUCAGAAGAGUUGCAUUUCAUAUUGCUCCUCAUAUUUCACAACUAUACAAUCACUGAUUUUCUUUAGGAAUGUAAAAUUUUAAUUGCAUCACAAUGUUAAAACCCUUUAUUGUGUCUUAAAUUGUCUGUUAUCUGAUAUGACAGAAAAAAGCACAUUUUUGUUAGCGUUGCCAAAUCCUAAUCAGUAGAGCUAACAAGUGUUUAAUUAUAUCAAGAUAAUGAUGUUAAAGAAGAAGAAAAGAGACAAGCAAACAAAUCAUUGUUUCCAGUUACCUUUUUUAUUUUUAUAGGAGUUUUGCAGUGUGUUUUAUUGCAAAGAGCAUACAUUUCUUGAAGGGAGUAGUCAAACCUGAUUCCCAUGGAAUGUGUUUCCCAGUGAAAUCCCACUCAGUGCUGCUGGGUUCCCAAGGGUCUUUCUGUCAGAGCAAAUGCAGAUGGGAUUUCCAGGAAAGAAUGGCAGACCUGGGCUCAGAGAGAUUUAUAGGAAAGACAAAGUCAUUUGCAUGUGUGAAUGUAAAAAUUACAAAUAGCGUAAUGUGAUGAUGGCUUCUCAGAUGUUACCAGCCUACUGAGCUAGAAUGAAAAAACUUGGAACUUUUUUACGUUAUUCUUUUUUUCCUUCUCCUUUAAAAAACAAAUGGUUGGAUUCACUGUUUGUACAGAGACUGGUAGAAACCUCCGUGCUUUAAAAAGGAAAAAAAAAGUUAUCCUUCAAGACUGAAUGUAAACACAGUUAAUUUGCAAUAUGUUUUUGCCUUAAUGGUUUUAAAAAAAUAAAGUAUUUUUAAAAUGAA